Sardina pilchardus (European sardine) is the source of this 1632-nucleotide messenger RNA. RefSeq names its product N-acetyltransferase 14 (GCN5-related, putative) (gene nat14). The transcript is spliced from 3 exons. Bases 122 to 970 code for a protein of 282 amino acids. Lineage: Eukaryota; Metazoa; Chordata; Actinopteri; Clupeiformes; Clupeidae. Gene Ontology annotation, molecular function: N-acetyltransferase activity. The record is from RefSeq and is a predicted model, not a curated record.
GGUCAUUCUAUCUAUUGCUUAUUUCAGCCAGAGCAGCAUCGCUGGACGUUUUAUUAUUGUCUGUGGAUAUCCCACCGAUACACCACACUUCUUCUAAAAAGAGAGUGUGACGGCUGCAGUCAUGGUGAGGCUAGACCUGGGAAGUGUAGCCCUCCGCAGGAUGAGGCUAGAGGACAUAGAGGCGGUCAAAGGUUUGAUAAAGGAGGGCUGCGAGGGCACGGAGAACCGGCUGAUCCUGCACCUCCUCACUCGGCCCCUGGCACUCUUCAUGCUGGCCGUGCUCUCCUCCAUCUUGCGCUGCGUCAUGCACUCCUUCAUCCUGGCCUUGGUCAUCCCCGUGUUCAUCCUCAUCAUCUACCUCAAGCUCACGCUGCCUCGCUCCACUGGGAUCCUGGGAGCGCGCCGGCCUUACUGGGACUACGUGGGCAGCACCUACCUGGCGGAGAAAGACUCUGAACUGGAGAACCCCUACUCGCGGAUGGCCAGGCCGGUAGGGGCCAAGGGCAAGACCCAGGAGAAGGCCAAGCGGAGGAAGAAGAAGGAGGAGAAGGCGAAAGAGGCUGAGAACCACGACAUGGAAGACCUGCAGGACAGAGCGCGGGUGGCGGGGGAGGUGUGGGUGGCGGACAACGACGGGGAGGUCAUCGCCUGCGUGUCCAGGGAGCCGGUCCACCGCUCGGGGGUGACCCGCAUCUGCCGGCUGGUGGUGCAGAGCUGGUACCGCAGGGAGGGCCUGGGCGGCCUGCUGGUGCAGUCGCUCACCAACCGGGAGAAGGAGCGCGGCGCCCGCAGGGUCUACGCCCACGUGCCCUUCCCCUCCCGCGUGGGGGAGCUCUUCUUCAGGAAGCUGGGCUACCGGCUGCAGGGCGAGGUGGCCGACGGGGAGGAAGAGCAGAGCAAGGACUUCGAGGAGCCUCAGAGGGGCUGGCUGGGAUUCGCCGUCACCAAAGUGUUUGUGAAGGACCUAUGAGGCGGGUUGGCAGCGGGGGCUUCCAGCGCAGAGACACAAGGCAGCUGCACUCCUCUGUAUCAGCACAUCGUUAGCGUCUCUUUGAAGAGCAAAUAAACCAGCGUGAGAAGCCUGCCUGAAAUGGGUCUUGUGAAGCGGUGGCUAGUUUGCCCGCGGUGCCGUUUUACACUCAAGUCUUAUGGAGAACAGCCCCUAAAGGCCAGCGCUGAGUAACUCCCACUCUAUGGGAAAAACAGCAGAAGAGGAGAGAGACAAAUAAGAGGGGAUGAGAGAAAGCAAUUAAAAGGAGGAAGGAAGGAGCCAAACGCAGACAAGAUAAUCAACCCCAAAGGCUGCAUUCGGAGGCCCACACACACACACACACACACACACUCUAAUUUGAGCUUGGUACUUCGGCCAUAUGUCUGCUAAUGGACACCAUGGCCACGUAUUCCAGUGGUGUGCACGUGUGGGUCUCCAGCCUUUUGCAAUGCAAGAAGUCUCGUUGAGGCAGCAAGCUUGAUUGUUCUCUUAUUCUCUCAUUGACAGUAGAACACUCUAAAUGGGCUGGGAUUAUCAUUUUUUAAAUGUAUUUAUUUGAUUAUUUAUCAUUUUUAAGGCUGUUGUGCAUUGUGUAAAGUGUGGUGUGUAGUUAUUGUUUGCUGAUAUUGAACUUGUGUUAC